Messenger RNA from Stylophora pistillata, 1679 nucleotides. RefSeq names its product WD repeat-containing protein 37. The record is from RefSeq and is a predicted model, not a curated record. NCBI's taxonomy places the organism in Eukaryota, Metazoa, Cnidaria, Anthozoa, Scleractinia, Pocilloporidae. Gene Ontology annotation, molecular function: protein binding.
GCCAUCGGCGAAUAUUUGGAAAUUUUCCAGGUUCGUGUGUCUAGCGCCCGGGAGUUCACUACUUUGCACCAUUUCCAACCUGCUGCCGAGUCAUGAGCAAGCAGCAACCAGGUAGCAUUAAAAUAAAGCCAAAGCGACUUUCGAUUCGGCGUACAGCACGCUCGCCAAACCGAAUGGGCUCCGAAAGAUUACGCCAUGAUGCGUUUGACCAAGAUCGCGAGAGCCCUCUUCCACCCGAAGUUCGUUCAAGAUUAUGGACACUAUUUGCUCAGAUUGAAAGAGAAUUCGAGAGCCAAUACGCUGAAAACAUUGCCUUGCAAGAGCGAGUUGAAGCUUUGAAUGAGAAGUUGGAUGUUGUGCUCAGUGGAGGAGAAAAGAUACUGGAUGGAGAAAUGUCAACUGAAGGUGGCCCAGCUAAACCUGGAUACGGCAAAAAACCAUCUGCAAGCCAGUUGAUGUCACAGAAGCUGAAAACUACCUAUAAGGCUUCCACCAGUAAGAUUGUUUCAAGUUUCAAGACUCCAAAUCAAGUGCCCAGCAUUGAUUGCCACAGGGCACGGAGCUAUGCUGGACACAGAGAUGGGGUGUGGGAAGUUUCCUGUGCUAGACACUCGUCCACCAUGAUAGGAACAGCAUCAGCAGAUCGUUCAGCCAGGCUGUGGGAUGCAGAAACAGGGCAGUGUCUACUCAAAUACUUGGGCCACAAUGGAUCUGUUAAUUCCAUAAGAUUCCAUCCAGCUGAUGCAAUCAUUUGUACAGGGUCAGGAGAUGGUACUUGUCACAUAUGGAGGGCACUAGAUUCAACUUCAGAACAGCGCUCCCAUCCAGGAUCAGCAGAUGAAGCAGACAAUAUAACAGAUGAGGAAAUUGAUGGGUUUGACAAUGCAGAUGCUGGAAUAGCUGCCAUUGUUUUGAAAUCUCCUCUCUGUGAAUUGAAGGGACACGAAGGGGCAGUAAUUGCAGCUGAUUGGUUUACUUCAGGAAAGCAGGUGGUCACUGCUUCGUGGGAUCGAAGUGCAAAAUUAUGGGAUGUGGAGACAGCUGAACAAGUUCAUCAGUUGACUGGUCAUGAUCAAGAACUAACACACACCUGUACCCACCCCACUCAGCAACUGAUUGUCACUUCCUCCACUGACACAACAUUCCGUUUGUGGGACUUUCGGACACCUUCCAUUCAUUCAGUGAAUGUGUUCCAGGGACACUCUGACACAGUCAGAUCAACUGCUUUUACGACAAAGGAUAUCGUUGUAAGUGGCAGUGACGAUAGAACUGUUAAGGUCUGGGAUCUGAAGAACAUGCGCUCUCCUUUGACAACAAUCAGCACGGAUUCGUCGAUAAAUAGACUCUCUGUAUCACCAGUAAAUAAUGUGAUUGCCCUUCCUCACGACAAUCGACAUAUUCGGUUGUUUGACAUAAGUGGUGUGCGACUCGCGCGACUUCCUCGUAGGAAUGGUCAGGGUCAUCAACGAAUGGUUUGCUGUACUGCUUGGGGAGAAGAAACCAGCGCCAAGGCUUGCAAUUUGUUUUCAUGUGGUUUCGACAGAAGAGUGCUUGGGUGGCAAGUCAGAGAAGAGAAGGAUAAGUGAUUGGGAAGAGUUUGCGGGCGUGAAGCUGUCACGCAACGAUUUACUCUAUUGCUCGUCACGCAACGUUCCUCAGUGGAGGGAAGAGUCGCGUGA